AUGGGAUCUGGCUCCCGCUCUGCUGGAAUUCGUCAACUCCCUCCUUUGGACGAGGACUGCACUUACUUGGUUGGCAUAUGCCGGCCCGUUUUUGAGGAAGAAAUGGGAAAAGUGGCCAGGUAUUCUCGACAUGCUUUGACUAUUAUGGCCCUAGAUACAUCCGACCACAGUGAUGCUUUUCUGUUCGACUGGCAUCAUAUUGAAAAGCAGCGGAUGAAAGAUAAAGAUUUAUCCAUUGUUCGAAGAAGUCAGGAAGCUGCACACAAAGAAAUGGAGUUCUUGCAAUCCCAGAAUGUUUUGUUAGCUCGAAGAUUGGUUGAAUGUACGAGAUUCACCCUUGAGGAAGUUUUGCAGUCAUUCAAAAAUGCUUUAGACCAAGUAGAAUAUUUCUACCACCCACUGAAACUUUCCAUGGAGGAAAUCCAGCCGGAUCAAGCCAUCAUGGAUGGAAAUAUCAUCUUCCUGCGAAAGUAG
This is a messenger RNA of Vicia faba (fava bean), 474 nucleotides long. The record is from the annotation of a GenBank genome assembly. Lineage: Eukaryota; Viridiplantae; Streptophyta; Magnoliopsida; Fabales; Fabaceae.